AUGCAUCAUUGCCUCGAAGUCGAUGAUAUCUUCGCUGUCGUUGUCAAUUACGCGUAUGAAAGCCGUCUCAUAUAUGAUGCUGCCGAGGGGAUAUCCGUGCAGCAAAGUCAAUUGGCACGCCACUUCGAUACAGGCACAGUCCUGGCACUUGCACUCACUUGCAGGUCGUUCACUGAUACUGCCCUCAACCGGCUUUGGCAUUCUAGUCUGGGGAUAGACCGGGUGCUUCAGACAUUGCCCGCGGAUGCGUGGCGCAAAGAAUCGACUACAGUGCAUAUUACACGACCUCUCACCAUUGCAGACUGGGAGCGCUUCGAUUACUAUGGGGGCAAGAUCAGAGUGUUCAAAUUUGAUUCGCGUCGCAUUCAAGAUCAACGGAAGGAUUCUUUCGGUCGAUCCCUAAACAGAGGCUAUCAUCAUCUUUUUACAGAACGACCGAAACCGUUGCUGUUUUCUCAAUUGCGGGACCUCACGUGGCUUGGUGUAGGAGACACUGGUCUUGCCCCUCUUUUUGUUGGACAACAACUUGAGUCAUUAAAUCUCACACUCGCAGUAUCUCAACGAGCAGACCAAGGAAAUACAUUUACUCCCGAAGAUCUGAAAUUCGUGCUGGACACUCAGCCGCGUUUGAAAUUCCUCUUCCUCUACAGUCAAAUGAUUGGGAUGCUAGUGUCGCCUAAUUUGGUUCUGAAUGUCAUUCACUCAUCCAGUGACCUUUGCAUCGUCCGCGUUGACAUGAAGCUUUCUUCCAACGAUCUCAUCCACAUUGCCCUCAUGCCCUCACUAGUUGAAUUCCAUUUCGUUGCAGAUUCCAAUGACGACUUGGCUCCACUUUUAACUCGGGAUCAGCCUCUUUUUCCCUCUCUCCGUGUAAUUUCCCUUGGCCAUUUGCAUGUAUAUUGUGGUGCAGAUGUUUCUUCGUGUGCCGCCCUACUCGACCGAAUUCAUUCAAGUGUCCUACAGGACGUCAGUCUCGAAGCCACGGGCACGUCGUCAUCGGCUAUGCGCCGCAAGCUUUUAUCAAGCAUGCACAAGCGUUAUUCAGCGCUGCGGAAGCUCCAUGUUGUCGGUAUACGAACCGCCCCUGUGAGGCUCCCCCUAAAGCAAGAUGCAUUUGGAGAUGACGAGCUAGUCCCUCUUCUGUCCCUCACCAGUCUCACCCAUCUACAGCUCUCCUUCAUCUGUCAAUACGAUCUAGGCGACUUGAUGAUGCUUCGGAUAGCAGAUGGCUGGCCUGGUUUGCAAAGUUUGAAAAUUGGGACCGUUCAUGGAUGGGAGAAAAGGUCGCGUGUGACGCUCCAUGGUCUCAUAGGACUGAUCAAGUCGUGUCCGCAGCUGCGAGAACUCGCCCUCCCGAUAGAUAUCUCGCAAAUCAGCUUGGAUUUAGAACACGACGAACUCCCGCAAAAUCACCAUAUCACGACUAUCGACCUCAUGGACUCUGCAAUUGUCAUGGAGGACGAGAAUAUCCUCGAUAGAUCUGCGCGUUGCUUCGUGGUACUCUUUCCUGAGCUAAGAUUAAUCCGAUCGUCCCGACCACGCUGGCAGCUUUCCUGGCACGGAAAUUCUACCGGUGGUAACAUGGCGCAGGUGUGCUGGGUGGCAAUUGCAGACAAGAUUGUUGCGCGGUGUCCUACUAGACGUCUGGCGGUGACUACGCAAUACUUUUCGUCCCUAUCUUAUUGA
Fibroporia radiculosa is the source of this 1686-nucleotide messenger RNA. RefSeq lists its product as uncharacterized. NCBI's taxonomy places the organism in Eukaryota, Fungi, Basidiomycota, Agaricomycetes, Polyporales, Fibroporiaceae. The record is from RefSeq and is a predicted model, not a curated record. The coding region runs from base 1 to 1686 and encodes 561 amino acids. The transcript has 2 exons.